Messenger RNA from Sorex fumeus (smoky shrew), 4316 nucleotides. It is a transcript of the gene GLI3, whose product is annotated as GLI family zinc finger 3. NCBI's taxonomy places the organism in Eukaryota, Metazoa, Chordata, Mammalia, Eulipotyphla, Soricidae. The transcript is spliced from 15 exons. Gene Ontology annotation, biological process: smoothened signaling pathway; regulation of transcription by RNA polymerase II. Gene Ontology annotation, molecular function: RNA polymerase II cis-regulatory region sequence-specific DNA binding; DNA-binding transcription factor activity, RNA polymerase II-specific. The record is from RefSeq and is a predicted model, not a curated record. Gene Ontology annotation, cellular component: nucleus. The coding region runs from base 159 to 4316 and encodes 1385 amino acids.
CAGCCCCUGGUCCCCCGCGCCGCCUCCUCGCCGCUGGGAGCCGCGCCCGGCGCGGGCAGCGGGCGGCCGGGGAAGCGCGGGCCGUGGGCGCCGCGGGCCGAGCGAGCAGCCUCCAAAGCCUUCCCUGUAGCAGAGAGCUGAAGUGAUGAGAAGACACCAUGGACGCCCAGUCCCACAGCUCCACGACCACUGAGAAGAAAAAAGUGGAGAACUCCAUAGUGAAGUGCUCCUCUCGGACAGAUGUCAGUGAGAAAGCCGUGGCCUCAAGCACUACUUCUAAUGAGGAUGAAAGUCCUGGGCAGACCUACCACAGAGAGAGAAGGAACGCAGUCACCAUGCAGCCACAAAGUGUUCCAGGGCUCAGCAAGAUCAGCGAGGAGCCUUCAACAUCUAGUGAUGAGCGGGCCUCAUUGAUCAAGAAGGAGAUCCAUGGGUCCCUGCCACAUCUGGCAGAGCCGGCCCUACCAUACAGAGGGGCGGUCUUCACCAUGGACCCCAGGAACGGUUACAUGGAGCCCCACUACCACCCUCCUCACCUUUUCCCUGCAUUCCAUCCUCCUGUACCAAUCGAUGCAAGACAUCACGAGGGCCGUUACCAUUACGAUCCGUCUCCAAUUCCUCCGUUGCAUGUGCCUUCUGCCUUAUCCACUAGCCCAACAUAUACAGACCUUCCCUUCAUUCGGAUCUCUCCGCACCGAAACCCCGCUGCAGCCUCCGAGUCCCCCUUCAGCCCGCCGCACCCCUACAUCAAUCCCUACAUGGACUACAUCCGGUCUCUGCACGGCAGCCCAUCCCUCUCCGUGAUCUCUGCAGCCCGUGGCCUGAGCCCCACUGACGCCUCCCAUGCUGGAGUGAGCCCGGCUGAAUACUACCAUCAGAUGGCCCUGCUGGCCGGCCAGCGCAGCCCCUACGCAGACCUCAUCCCCUCGCCUGCCACUGCGGGCGCUGGGGCCAUCCACAUGGAGUACCUGCAUGCCGUAGAGAGCACCAGAUUGCCCAGCCCCCGGCUGGCAGCCAGGCCGAGCCGAAAGCGCACACUAUCCAUAUCACCACUGUCCGACCAUAGCUUUGACCUGCAGACCAUGAUACGGACGUCUCCCAACUCCUUGGUCACGAUUCUUAAUAAUUCCCGUAGCAGCUCUUCAGCAAGUGGCUCCUACGGUCACUUGUCUGCAAGUGCAAUCAGUCCUGCCCUGAGUUUCACCUACCCGCCCGCGCCUGUGUCUCUCCACAUGCACCAGCAGCUCCUGAGCCGCCAGCAGAGCUUAGGCUCCGCCUUCGGACACAGCCCUCCACUGCUGCACCCUGCCCCGACCUUCCCAGCCCAGAGGCCUGUCCCAGGGAUUCCUGCGGUUCGGAACCCUGUGCAGGUCAGCUCUGGCCCAUCCGAGGCGUCCCAGAACAAGCCGACAAGUGAGUCGGCAGUGAGCAGCAGUGCAGACCUGACGCACAGCAAGCGGUCCAAGAUCAAAGCCGACGAAGACCUGCCCAGCCCAGGACCUCGUGGCCAGCAGGAACAGCCCGAAGGAACAACCCUGGUGAAGGAGGAAGGGGACAGAGAUGAGAGUAAGCAGGAGCCUGACGUCAUCUAUGAGACCAACUGCCAGUGGGAGGGCUGCUCACGGGAGUUUGACACACAGGAGCAGCUGGUGCACCAUAUAAAUAACGACCAUAUCCAUGGAGAGAAGAAGGAAUUCGUGUGCCGGUGGCUGGAGUGCUCGAGAGAGCAGAAGCCCUUCAAAGCGCAGUACAUGCUGGUGGUGCAUAUGCGGAGACACACAGGGGAGAAGCCCCACAAAUGCACUUUUGAAGGUUGCACAAAGGCCUACUCAAGACUAGAAAACUUGAAAACUCACUUGAGAUCCCACACUGGAGAGAAACCGUAUGUCUGUGAGCACGAAGGCUGCAACAAGGCUUUCUCUAAUGCCUCAGAUCGUGCCAAGCACCAGAACAGAACACAUUCGAACGAGAAGCCGUAUGUGUGCAAGAUCCCAGGCUGCACCAAGCGCUACACAGACCCGAGCUCCCUCCGCAAACACGUGAAGACAGUGCAUGGCCCUGAGGCUCACGUCACCAAGAAGCAGCGUGGAGACAUUCAUCCUCGGCCCCCGCCACCACGAGAUCCUGGCAGCCACUCACAGUCCAGGUCGCCUGGCCGGCAGACUCAGGGAACCCUUGGGGAGAAGGACCUCAGCAACACUACCUCAAAACGAGAAGAAUGCCUGCAGGUGAAGGCCGUCAAGGCAGAGAAGCCCAUGACAUCUCAGCCGAGCCCUGGUGCUCAGUCUUCAUGCAGCAGCCAACAGUCCCCCCUCAGCAACUAUCCCAACAGUGGGCUCGAGCUUCCUCUGACCGAUGAGGGCGGGGUGGGAGACCUCGGCGCCCUCGACGACAGCCCAAUCAUGGACUCGACCAUUUCCACGGCGACCACGGCCCUCGCCCUGCAGGCCAGGAGAAACCCGUCAGGGACCAAGUGGAUGGAGCACGUCAAACUGGACAGACUCAAACAAGUGAAUGGAAUACUUCCACGACUGAACCCCGUCCCCCCACCCAGAGCCCCUGCGGUCACUCCUCUCAUCGGAAGUGGCCCCAUGCCCGGAGGCGGCUGCAGCGCGCUGCCCGGCGUGGACAUGACGGCGCUGGGCGCGGGCAGCCGGCGGGACAGCAGCGGCAGCACGGCCAGCUCGGCCUACCUGAGCAGCCGGCGCUCCUCGGGCAUCUCGCCCUGCUUCUCAAGCCGCAGGUCCAGCGCCGCGUCCCCAGCUGGGCGGCCCCGCGCCAGCGCCGCCGACUCCUACGACCCCAUCUCCACGGACGCAUCUCGCAGAUCCAGCGUGGCCAGCCAGGGGGACGCGCCGGCCGGACCGCUCGGCCUCACGCCCGCGCAGCGCUACCGCCUCCGGGCCAGCUACGCGGCGGCCACGGGCGGACCGCCGCCCACGCCGCUGCCCCCGCUGGCCCGCCUGAGCCUGCUGGACCGCGGCCCCGCGCCCCCCGCGCCCCCCGCGCGCCGCCGCAGCGACGGCGGCCACGGCCCAGCCCGACGCCCCGUGCGCCCAACCAGGAGGGCCAGCGAUCCGGCGCGCGGACCCCCGGACCCCGCGCUGCCCCGUCCCGGGCCCCUGGACCCCGCGCUGUCCUUCCCAGGCCCCCUGGACACCGGCCUGCUGGCCCGCCCCGGGCCCUUGGACACCGGCCUGCUGGCCCGCCCUGGGCCUCUGGACACUGGCCUGCUGGCCCGACAUGGGCCUCUGGACGCUGCGCUGCCCUGUCCCGGGCCCCUGGACCCUGGCCUGCUGCCCCGACCCGGGCCCGCGGAUACCGGGCCCGCAGACGCAGACCUGCUGCCCGACGAUGUGCUGCGCUUCCUGCACGCCCAGGGCCUGGCUGCCGGCAAGACCGAGCUGCCCAUCCAGUGGAACGAGGUCAGCUCCGGCAGCGCCGACCUGGCCGCCACCGAGCCCCAGUGCGGCCCCAGCAGCGUCCCCUUGCAGCUGCCCGACCAGGCCCCCACCAGCCGCCCGCUCGGGGCCCCGCUGAGCAGCGCCCUGAUGCCGCCCGCCGCCCCGGGACACGGGUACGAGGGGACCCUGCCGCAGGGGGCGGGCCGCGCUGGGCCACCGGGGAUCGGGCAGAUCGGUGCCACCGCCCUCGCCAGUACCUAUCCAGAUGGCGGCCUGCCGGGCCUGGCCAACGGGAGCAGCCACCUCUCGGGCUGGGCCGUGUCCAGGGGCUACCAGCCGUGUGUGAGCUAUGGAAGCAGCUGGCGGCAGGCCGGGCCCAGGGCCGGCCUGUCCCUCGGCGACACCAGUCAGCCCUGCAGGGUGAGCGGCAUCAAGACGGAGGCACCGGCAGCGCCACUGCUGCGCUGCCCCGGCCUGCAGGGCUACUCCGGGCAGUUCUACGGCCAGGCCGAGGGCUUCUGUCAGCAGGACAUGAAGGCAGCUCCCUUCUGCGUCCCGGAAACCAGCUGCCUGCUGGAGGGGAGCAGCUCUGAGAGCGCCGAGCUGCUGUCCCCAGGGUCUAACCAGGUGACCAGCACCGUGGAUGGCCUGGACAGCCACGACCUGGAAGGGGUGCAGAUCGACUUUGAGGCCAUCAUCGAUGACGGGGAUCAUGCCAGCCUGAUGUCGGGAGCUCUGAGCCCGAGUCUCAUUCAGAACCGCUCGCACAGCUCCUCCCGCCUCACCACGCCGCGGGUGGCCCUGCCACUGCCCGCGCUGGCCAUGAGUGCCACCAACAUGGCCAUCGGGGACAUGAGCUCUCUGCUGACCUCCCUUGCGGAGGAAAGCAAAUUCCUUGCAGUGAUGCAGUAG